Messenger RNA from Aplysia californica (California sea hare), 4276 nucleotides. RefSeq names its product neurexin-4. NCBI's taxonomy places the organism in Eukaryota, Metazoa, Mollusca, Gastropoda, Aplysiida, Aplysiidae. The record is from RefSeq and is a predicted model, not a curated record.
GGGAAGUUUAUGAAUAUUCAGAUUGUAAAGGAACAUAUCAGCACACUGUAGGAGUGCAAGAUGGCCGCAUUCCUGACUCGGCUAUGAUAGCGAGCUCUUUCCAGAGCAAAAGACAGCCAAAAGAUGGACGUGUUGGACGAUCUGCAGGUGCAUGGUCCCCAUCAAUUCAGAAUGCUUUCCAGUGGCUCCAGGUAGAUAUAGGCAGUCUGUACGUUGUGACAGCCAUCUAUCUCCAGGGUCGGCAGGGCAGUGAUGAGUAUGUGCGCGAGUUUUUCCUUGAGUACUCGGACGACUCUCAGACAUGGCGUCGCUACACCAACCAGCUGGGAAUACCUGAGAUUUUCGAAGGGAACUAUGAUGACUCUGGCCUUCAGAAAAGAGUUUUGCAAUACCCGAUUGUUGCUCAGUACAUCCGCUUCAACCCUCAACGAUGGAACAUGGUUAUUGCCCUGCGAGUGGAGAUAGAGGGAUGUCCAUUCAAACCAGAAACAGCUUCUUUUGAUGGAGAGAGCUUCAUUGAGUUUGACAUGAGUCGUCAGGCCGUGCAGACAACUGAGGAUCUACUUGAGCUUCGUUUCCGCACUAGCAAACCGGAUGGUGUCAUACUCUAUGCAAGCGGUAACCAAGGCGACCUUUUGAUGCUGGAGAUGCGACGUGGAUACCUGUACUUCAAAAUUGAUUUAGGCUCAACAGUAAAAGUUGGUGGUUUCACGGAGGUGCGGGCGGGUAGUCUGUUGGAUGACAACCAGUGGCACGACGUUAUAAUCACCCGUGACAGGAAGAAGUUGAAGGUGGUUGUUGACCGACUCAUCAACAAGCUAGAGACCAAUGGUCUUUUCUUCCGCCUGGACCUGGAUAAAUUUCUGUUCAUUGGGGGUGUUCCAUACUUCAAUCAAGAUGGAAUAAGUGUCAAGUACAACUUUGAUGGAUGCAUUCAGAACAUAAAUCUGAAUGGCGCCAAGCUGAUUCCUGAUGCCUUGGAAAGAAGAAUUCCCACUGUGUCUAUCAAAAACAAUGUCGGACCGUACUGUGGUGUGGAGGCGAAGAUCCCCAUCACAUUCCCCACCCUGGAGUCUCACCUGUUCAUCACCACAGUGUCUGGUCAGGUCGUCCAUGUGUCUUUGGAGUUUCGAACUCAUGACAAUGAUGGCCUUCUUGUGUACCAUCCUGUCAAAAAUGGAUAUGUUGCUGUUCAAGUUGAUGAGAAUGGAUUCAUUUCCUACACUAUCCAGCAGUCCAAUGGACAAGUCAUUCAGGAUGUCGUGAGAAACACGGACAUGAUGAGCCCUACUUCUACCUUUACUGACGGCUUGUGGCACUCAUUCUACAUGUACGUUGACCGAAACAAGAUCAACUGCACAGUAGACCGCAAUGCGAAGGUGUCGCAGAGGAGUGUGGACUUAUCGCCUGAGACAAACUACUACAUAGGUGGUAAUGUCCUGUACAAUGGAUUCCGGGGCUGUAUCCGCAACCUGCAGGUGGCUCAGAGGGAGGUGGACCUGGAUAACCUGGUGGCUGACAAGGAAGAGCGCAUCAUUGGGGCACAGUUGGGCACGUGUGCCAUCAGAGACAGGUGCACGCCGAACCCGUGUGAGCACGGUGGAGUGUGUGAGCAGUCGUGGAACACGUUUGCCUGUGACUGCACUGACACAGGAUACAAGGGAGAACUCUGCCACACUCCGGAGAACUAUAUCUCGUGCGACAUGUUCAAGCAGUACUCCAAUGAAGAGGGCAAAGAAGAAACUAUGAUUGACAUUGAUGGCUCAGGACCUUUCAAACCAUUCAAAGCAGCUUGUGAAAGAGAUGACAAUGGUGAGAUUAUCACAUACGUAGGCCAUGACAGCAUGGGCUACGUACGUGUGAACGGCUUCCAGCUGCCCGGUUCCUAUGUACGCAAGAUCACGUACUCGGCGGACGAUGUGCUGGUGCUGGAAGAGAUUAUUGACCGCGCAAGAACGUGUCGUCAAAAUGUCGAGUAUCGCUGCAUGAACGCAAAGCUGCUUGCUGAUCCUGGUCUCAACGACAAGAACAUCAAAACAUGGGGCUGGUGGGUUGGCCGUACGUACCAACCUAUGUACUACUGGGGUGGGGCUGCUCCGGGGUCAGGGAAGUGUAAAUGUGGCCUUGAGGAGGAUGGCUGCGGCAGUCAGAGCUCCACCUGUCAUUGCGACAAGACCAUCUCCAACCCGUCCCAGGCAAAGGAAGAGGUGGACCAAGGUUACCUGGUACAUAAGGAGUACCUGCCCGUGCUGGAGCUCCACCUGGGAGACACAGGCACCACAACAACCGACAAUAAGUGGGCGGAACACAAGAUUGGGGAACUUGAGUGCUUUGGUGACAACCUGUUUGACAGCACAGUGACUUUCACCCAGCCUGACGGAGCCCUGGAGUUUGCCACGUUCCAGGCAGAGAAUGCUGGCGACAUCUGGUUCCAGUUCAAGACCACACAGUCGGAUGGGGUCAUGAUCCACUGCACAGGGAGCCAGGUGGCUGAUUUUGUGGAGAUCAGGCUGUUCCAGUCUGACACCAUUCAGUUCCGCUACGACGUAGGAAAUGGUGUGGCUGUCCUGGCGUUCAAGUCUCCAUCUCCACUGAACGACGAUCGGUGGCACACCGUCCACACGGAGAAGAACAGGAAGCAGGCGUGGAUCAAGGUAGAUGAUUACCCGGACAAGUCUCUCAGCGAGGAUGCUGACUUGGUGCGCGAGUUGGAUCUCAGCUCUCCGCUCUAUGUGGGCUCCCUGGUCGACUAUCAAGAUGGCUACGUGGGUUGCAUGCGUGGGUUGCGGGUCAAUGGAGUGCUCAUGGACAUGAGUGCCAAACUGGCAAAUGGAGAAGUGUAUGGCGUGCGGGCUGGAUGUGUGGGCAAAUGUGCCAGCAGUCCGUGCUUUAACCAGGGCACGUGCCGUGAGGGCUAUUCCCACUACACGUGCGACUGCUCCUAUACCCCCUGGCGUGGCUGGAACUGUGGAAGAGAGGUGGGCGUGAAUCUGAAGAACAACUACAUGAUCAGGUACACUUUUGACGAGACUCAGGGUCUGUCUGCGUCCGACUUCCAGUUCGCUAUGAUCGGCUUCUCUACCAAGGUGAAACAGGGCAUCCUUAUGCAGAUGAGGGAUGAGACGAAUUCCGAAUAUAUCACAGUGGAGAUCAACAACAAUGGUGGUGUGAAAGUGGCUAUGGAUAUUGGCUUUGAGCGUGUGGAGGUGAACACCCCGAUGGAGAAGAGCAUUGACUACGCCAAUAGCCAGGUUCAUGUUGUGCGGAUUGAGAGAAAACAUUAUGGGCGCUACAUCAAAGUACAGGUUGAUGACUACCCACCAGGAGAGGAAUGGUUCUCUUCUACCACUAGUGGCUCUGACACCAUCUUGGACGACCCAAAGUACCUGUUCAUUGGAAAUAAUGACACCUCAAAUACUCUGACGGGCUUCGAGGGCUGUAUCUACAGGAUGCAGGUGGAUAACAUUUUCCCGCUGAAAAGGACAUUCCAGGACCCACGGCCAGAUUACAUUUCACUCACGCCUGAAGAGAAGGUGCAAGAAGACAUGUGUGGCUUUGAGGAAGUGACCGUGUCUCCAGAGCCAGUCCGACGCCGGCCAUACAGCGGAGUGCCAUUAAAUGUCACGUACAAACGAGACCCCCAGGCCACUUUGUCGGACGAAGAGAAAGUUUUGGUGGGAGUUGGCUGUGCAAUCAUCGUCAUCCUCAUAGCUUGCGUGGUACUCUUCUGCUGCCGGAAGCGUUUUGAGGGAGCCGAUUACGAGACGGAGGAAGCAGUUGGAGCAGAGUACGCAGAUAAUCCCGAUAGUGCUGUUGUCUAUAACCAGACGGGUCUGCCCAACAUGGCCAAGAGUUAUGAGUACUUUAUGUAGUGAGGACGAAGCCUUGGUAGUUUGUUUGUUAAAGAUGGUUUGUGUGUGUAUGAGUUUUGAGUGUGUGUGUGUGUUUCUGAAUGUUGAUAGAGCCUGCUGUUUGAUUAUUGCAGAAUGUGCAGUGUUGAUGUGUGUGUGUAGUGGACAGGCAUGGGUAUGUAUGUGUGUGUGUGAGUGUAACAGUGUGGCCGGGGUGCUUGUUAGCGUACGUUAGAAGGAAGGAAAUGACUUCUGAGAUCCAUGGCAAAAGAGAUUGCCAGUACUUACCCCUCUACUGCCUACAUCAAGAAAUUUCUACUUUCAGGAAAAUAUGAUACUUUACGCUCUUGUUAUAAAAGCAAUGUAAAUAAAGUAUUUUAAGCUAGUUUAUUGAUUUAUUAAACCCCCCCCCCCCCCCCCCCCCC